AUGGCCGUCUUCCUGGCAGCUCUCGACAUCACCAUCGUUGGCACCGCGUUACCCACGAUCGUAUGGCACUUUCAUUCAAUGGCUGGCUAUGUCUGGGUCCCGUCGGCAUUUCUCUUGGGAAACGGCUCGUCUGUCCCGACUUGGGGAAAGCUGAGUGAUAUCUGGGGACGAAAACCACUGCUGCUCCUCGCCGUGGCAGUAUUCUUCUUGGGCAGUGCCUUGGAGCGGGGGAUGUACUACGGAAUCAUUGGCAUGGUCUGGGCAACGGCGGCGGCCCUUGGUCCCGCCGUUGGAGGAGCCUUGACUGAUAAAGCGUCUUGGAGAUGGUGUUUCUACAUGAACCUGCCGAUAUCUGGAUCUGCGUUCAUCAUUAUUCUCCUUACACUCAAUCUGCAAACGACAAAGACGCAAAUCCUUGCAGGUCUGAAAGCUGUCGAUUGGAUGGGGAGUCUCACGAUAAUCGGCGCUACAAUCAUGUUCCUAAUGGGCCUGCAAUUUGGCGGCACCUUCCACCCUUGGUCUUCACCCACAGUCCUUUGUCUCAUGAUAUUCGGAAUGGCCACCGGAGUUAUCUUCGUCAUCGUCGAAUCGAGAGCUCGUUAUCCCAUUAUUCCCCUCCAUAUCUUCAGCAAGUCGUCCAACCUCGCCAUACUGUUCGUCAACUUUUCCCACAGUACCUACUUCUUGCAGGGGGCUUACUUCCUUCCGGUCUACUUCCAAUCCGUCCUCGCUGCCAGCCCGCUCCUCUCCGGUGUCUGGCUCCUGCCCUGGGCCUUGUCCGUCUCCUUGAGCUCAGCAGCCACUGGAAUCUACAUAAAAAAAACAGGACGCUGCUUCGACUGCAUCUUGUUCGGCCUCCUUCUCUCGGUUCUAGGCUACGGUCUCCUCUACAACCUCCCCGACCGCAGAUUGUGGCCAAAGGUCAUAAUCUACCAAAUCAUAUCCGGCAUCGGCACGGGGCCAAUCUUCCAAUCUCCGAUGAUCGCCUUGCAGAGCAGCGUCGCUGCACAAGACAACGCGACCGUCACAGCCACAUACGCAUUCGUCCGGAAUCUGGCGAGCGCCAUUGGCAUAGUGAUCGGAUCCACAGUCCUAUCCAACAAGAUGACAAGCCACCAAUCCGCCCUUGUCGCAUCUCUCGGCCCGGACGCUGCGGCUCGCUUCUCAGGGAACGAAGCCCAGGCCGGCAUCCUCCUCAUCGACUCCCUGCACACUGAACAGCAAGCCGUCGUCCGUUACGCCUAUUACGACUCGUUGCAAAGUGUAUGGAUCGAGAUUGUCUGUCUUGCUGCUGCUGGGCUGGUCGCGGCGGCCUUUGUGGAACGGACCAGAAGGUUGAGUAAUACGCACGAAGAGGUUAGGACUGGUUUGGAGGCAGAGGAGGAGCGGAGGAGGAUCGCACGUGGAUCAAAGGAGCAGGAGGCCGAGAGGGGAGCGGAUACUGCGUAG
Messenger RNA from Fonsecaea erecta, 1449 nucleotides. RefSeq lists its product as hypothetical. The coding region runs from base 1 to 1449 and encodes 482 amino acids. The transcript has 3 exons. Gene Ontology annotation, molecular function: transmembrane transporter activity. The record is from RefSeq and is a predicted model, not a curated record. Lineage: Eukaryota; Fungi; Ascomycota; Eurotiomycetes; Chaetothyriales; Herpotrichiellaceae. Gene Ontology annotation, biological process: transmembrane transport.